Molecule: messenger RNA, 537 nt
Organism: Trichoderma virens Gv29-8
Lineage: Eukaryota; Fungi; Ascomycota; Sordariomycetes; Hypocreales; Hypocreaceae
Exons: 5
Coding region: 1-537 (178 amino acids)
Source: RefSeq, a predicted model, not a curated record
AUGAGAUUUGCCAAGGAGGAUCUGUUUAGCGCGCAGAGCCAGGGCGGCCGGGCAGUUAAGCGACAAUCGGGUGAGACAUUGGCUCCCAGCCUCAAGGACGAGGCAACGCGGAAAUUUGCAAGCGCCAGACUCUGUUUGCCUCUUCUCCGUGGAAGCUGGGAUGGAUGGAUGGGCUUGAAUUCUGGUGGAUGGCAGGCAAUCAUCAGCUCACCCUCCUACUUCGGAUGCCCUACUCCAGCACGAUGCGCUAUGCGUUCGCCAGGUAAAUUCAAGCCCUUUUGGCCGCACCAUGACGACACGGGCUUCUUUCUGGCUAGCGGCUUGGGGCUAGUCGCUGGCUUCGGCCGGCCGAUCGCUGCUCGCCAAUUUUCUGCGUCCAGCGCGGGCCUGAGAAAUUUCACAGCAGCGACCCGCACGCCGUUGGCAGUUUCCGCUACAGUACAAUCCAGUACAGGCACUAACAGCGCUGGCCAUUCGCCGGCUGGAGCCCUGCGGCCAGCGAAUCGAGGUGGCGCUCAGCCACGCCAUACCGAAUGA